Labrus bergylta (ballan wrasse) is the source of this 1739-nucleotide messenger RNA. RefSeq names its product ferritin, heavy polypeptide 1b (gene fth1b). The record is from RefSeq and is a predicted model, not a curated record. Gene Ontology annotation, cellular component: cytoplasm. Gene Ontology annotation, molecular function: ferrous iron binding; ferric iron binding. NCBI's taxonomy places the organism in Eukaryota, Metazoa, Chordata, Actinopteri, Labriformes, Labridae. Gene Ontology annotation, biological process: intracellular iron ion homeostasis; iron ion transport.
GUCAGGCAGUGAUAUCCUUACGCUUCACGUCGCUUCCAGGUAGAUAUCUGUGCUGUAUCUUUUACAGCAACUAAAGUCUAUUCACGUUUUUUCGGCAAUACGUCGUCGCUAAUAUCAGCAAACGUCUUUUGAAACUCAGAAAUGAGUUCUCAAAUCCGACAAAACUUCCACCAGGACUGCGAGGCUGCCGUUAACAGACAGAUCAACCUAGAGCUCUAUGCCUCAUAUGUUUAUCUCUCUAUGGCUUACUAUUUUGAUAGGGACGACAAAUCCCUACCACAUUUUUCUAGGUUCUUUCAAGCACAGUCUAAAGAAGAACGGGAGCAUGCCGAGAAGCUGAUGAGUCUGCAGAACAAGCGAGGAGGCAGGAUUUUUCUGCAGGACAUCAGGAAACCUGAUAGAGAUGAGUGGGGCAGCAGCCUGGAGGCCUUGGAGUGUGCUUUGCAGCUUGAGAAAAGUGUAAACCAAUCCCUGCUCGACCUGCAGAAAAUAGCGACAGAACACAACGACCCUCACGUGUGUGACUUCAUAGAAUCACAUUUUCUGGGCGAACAGGUCAAAUCUAUCAAACAGCUUGCUGACUGGAUAUCCAACCUGCGUCACAUGGGAGCCCCCCAGAGUGGCAUGGCGGAGUAUCUCUUUGACAAACAUACCAUGGCUGAGGAGGGAAGUUAAACUAAACUGACCAUUCAUCUUGUCUCUGACAUGUCCUCCUUAUAAUACAGAUACCACUGCUUUACUUUGAGUACUGUGAACUGCACACGUUUCAGAUAGCACUUUAGACAAUGACCUUACCUUAUAUUACAUUCCUGAUUCGUGGUGUUUUGUGAAAACAUUGAAUUGGUGCCAACGAUGUGUUCAUAUCAUCUGAUACUGUACUGAUAAUGUUUUAAAGUAACAAGACAAAAUGCUACAAUUUCUAUUUAUUUAAAUGAAGUUAAAGUGAUUGCUUAUUGGCAAUUACUGGAAUCAUGUGCAAUGACAUUAUAAAGUAAUAAUUCAGGGUAUUGCUAUUCUAAUUUCUUAUUAUGAGAACUUGUGAUAUAUUUCUUGUGCUUUCAAUAACUGAUAUCUGUAUUGUGAACAUAUACAUCCAAAGUAGGUAGAUAAAUACAUAAAGAAAUGACAAUAAUAAAUCAACAUUACAUCCCUUUUCAUACCAGGAGUUUCCAUCUUACAACCCUUAAGUAUGAUUUUAAUGACGCUGCAUUCCACACCUUUUAAAUUAAAACAUACCUCCUUUUUAUAAUAAGCUUUUAUUUAUAAUUUUUCCCACUUUUAAUAACUCAGCGUUAUGAAGUACAUAUACUAUUCCAGAAAAAUAUUGUGUUAAAGAUAUUUAAAGGGUAUAAUACAACCGAUAGCUGCUGUUAUAAUUGAUCUACUUUAUACAAAGAUUUUUCUGUUCUUUCUUUUUUUCAAGUUAGUAAAUCUCAGUUUUUUAUAUAUUUAAGAUGUGUUAUUAGCUAUUACGUACUCGCUCAUAUUCACAAGUACAGGGUAUACAAUGACUGUGUAGGCUGACAAUACAGUAACCUGCAAUAAAUGACACUUACCUGAACACACUGAUGAGACGGAGAACCCCUGAAGAUUAUUCUUCAAUUCUCUUUUAGUGGUGUAUAGUGAAUUUGCGAUGAAUUGCUUAAGCAGUGUGCUUGUAUAAAUACAGUUGCAUAGUUAGAAAAUGUAAUUCAAUUUUUCAUUUUUUAUUGCACAAAUAAAAGAAAAGACCAAUGAAA